This is a messenger RNA of Lutzomyia longipalpis, 2192 nucleotides long. RefSeq lists its product as uncharacterized. The record is from RefSeq and is a predicted model, not a curated record. Bases 1 to 2052 code for a protein of 683 amino acids. Gene Ontology annotation, biological process: proteolysis. NCBI's taxonomy places the organism in Eukaryota, Metazoa, Arthropoda, Insecta, Diptera, Psychodidae. Gene Ontology annotation, molecular function: serine-type endopeptidase activity. The transcript is spliced from 4 exons.
AUGGCAGCUUUAAUUGUUAACACAGUGCUUGUGAUGUUACUCAUUGCGGGUUCAGUGAAGUCACAAUUUGAUCCCGACUUGAUCAUUUUUCCGGAUGAUAAAAGUCCUCUGAAUUCAACAAGGUUAAGUGUAUUGAAGUGCAGAGAAUAUUCACAAAAUUAUACAGCUGCAAAAUAUAGGAAACCAUUCAUAAAAAUUGGUAUAGUCGGAGGGACUUUGUCAUUUCCCGGACAAUAUCCUCAUAUGGCAGCAAUUGGAAUGAAUGAUUCAGAUCAUGGUCUAAAAUUCUUUUGUGGCGGAAGUCUCAUAAGUGAAAGAUAUAUUUUAACAGCAGCUCACUGUCUUACAAGAGCAACCCCAACAAUCGUUCGUCUUGGUGAACACAACCUCUUGUCGCACCUUGGUAAUGAUGAUGUAGAAGAUUUUGGAAUUGAAAGCUUAAUCCCACAUCCUCUGUACCACACAACUUCAGUAUAUAACGACAUUGCCCUAAUCAAGCUCAAUAAAAGAGUUAAAUUCAAGAAAAACAUACGUCCAGCUUGCCUUAGUGAUGAAAAGAAUGAAAAUCAUUUGGGAUUAAUUGCCAUUGGAUGGGGUGACACUUCUUUCAGUGGAACACCAUCGUCAAUUUUGCAAGAAGUGGCACUAGAAUAUUUUUCAUUUGAUGAAUGUUCCAAAGACUAUCCACCAGUGCGAAGAAUGAAGAAAGGUCUGCAACACACGCAGCUUUGUGCAGGAUCGAGAUCAGGAGAAAAAGAUACCUGUCAGGGAGAUUCAGGCGGUCCCCUGUCAACUUUCACGUACAGUCCUGAAGUUUUUGGCAACAUUUAUACCAUUGUGGGUGUAACGUCUUUUGGGAAAGGAUGUGGCUCUAAAAUUCCAGCUAUUUACACGCGAGUACUCUCAUAUCGAGAUUGGAUUGAAAGUAUUGUAUGGAACAACGGCUCGUCAAAGUGGUUGCCAGUGGGUGAGAAACCGUGUGUCCGAGAAGUGAUUCACAGCACGAGAAUGGCGUCAAGUGCGUAUCUAGUUAUCGUGUAUAUCUUAAUGAUCAAUGGUGCACGAUCACAAUUCAAUUCUGAUUCUAUCAUAUUCCCGGACGAUGAUAACGAAUUGGGCAGCAGUUGCAUUCGAUCAUCGGAUGAUCGACUUGGGAUAUGUUCAAAAAUGCCCGAUUGCAGGGGUGCUGAGAAUAUCCAAUUAGUUGAUUUUUGUGAUCUUCAAGAGCAAACAGUGUGUUGCUUGCUUGAGACGCUCUACACAUCGAUUGACAAUCGAUUUGGGAAUGACAAAGAUCCCAAGGGAGCUUCGAAAGAAAAUCCAAAGGAUACUCCAGCAAAGGAAGUUCGUACAGAAGCACCCCAGUGGCACAAAACUCAUGCCUCUCAAGCACUGAUUGGAGAAUUGUAUGAGGAUGAAAGGAGGAUCAAGUGGAGAUGCGGUGGAUCACUCAUUACACCGAGAUUUGUUAUCACAUCCGCACACUGUAUGUUCUCCAUUAACAUACCCACUUACAUCCGUAUUACCGGAAAUGACACUGAGCGCCAAUUAAUACGACAAACUGAUGCACUGGUCGAUGAUAUUUUCAUCCAUCCCGAAUACAAUCCCUACAAGCUAUACUACGAUGUAGCCGUGGUGCGCCUCAGCAAAGCAAUUUGGGGAUUUCAACCAGUCUACCUCCCCACGACGAAUAGCAUUUACAAGCGGGAAGCUCUUCACAUUUCUGGAUGGAUGAAUUCACCGCAUAAUUUGGAAGAAUUCAAAUUUAUUCGUGAUGAUGUGAAGGUGAUACCAACUGAAAGCUGCUCAUCGUACUUUCACCUUCCGGAGCUUGCUGAUGGGAUUAUUGAGAAUCAAAUUUGUGGCAUAAUUGCACACAAUAGCUCCUUGUUACCCUGCUCGGGAGCCUUCCUUGGACCCCUUGAGACUCAUUCGCAUGCACUCGUGGGCAUUCCCUCCUUCACCUAUGGCUGCGACAAUGAUCGUCCUUUUGUCUUCACCAACAUUGCAUCCUUCACUCCGUGGAUCAAAUCAAUCAUCGAGAGGGCAUAGAGGAGGAGCCCCGGGGACUCGCGAUGAUGCCACAUCCCAAAAGCCAGCAUACGGCCAGUGAAUCAUUCGUUGGUAUGAGAAUAUCUUGUGAAAUUCUUGGAUAUUUCCCGCCAAUAAAAAUAUCUUUGUGAUCUUCUUUA